ACACUCUCCGUCUCCCCCCCUGCUAUGCCAUCGAUCAGUAUGUGAAUUGCGAGAAAAAACAACCAUGGAAACAAGGUUCAGUAAAGAAUCAUCAUGGGAUAAGAAAAACUCAUCAUCCACAACGACAAGCAUACAAAAGCAAAUGGUAUCAACAGGGAUUAAUAACCGGCGACUAAUCAGUAGUCAACCGGACGUGGCUGAUUUACUAGAUGAUUGGUUCUUUGGUAAUGUCACCAAUAGGGAACUCGGCAACAACAAAGAUCAUAACCCAUAUACACCUACUCCUAGAAGAUUUGAGGAGGAUACAGACGACGAGGGCGGGAACAAAGAACAGAAGAAGUUAACUCAAGAAUGGGUCCAUGAAGCUAAACGUUUAGUCUCUGCAUCUCCUGCUCGUACUUGUGAUUCCCCUACACGACUCGUUGGGUCCCCAAGAUUUGCUUCAGCCGGUGGGGGGAGUAGAGACUUCCUGGAUCGAAGAGACCCACUUUCGAGGUCCGCCAGAAGACAUAGAGCUGUAGAAAGUUUUAGUGGUGAGAUUCUGUCAAAAUCAGCAAGACACAGUAGAAACAAAUCAGAAACCAUAGAAUUAUCAAAACCAACAGCCGAAGCCUCCCCUGCUUCAGCACUUCAUCAGCGGUUUUCCAACAUUUUCAAUCCCCAACACAACCAACAACGACAACAAGAAUCCUCUGAUAAUGAUCAACCAGAUUCCAUUAUCUCGAAACCACCACGACAACCGCUCGUUCGUAAGUCUCGAUUCCGUGACGAUUUGCCAACUACCGAUACUUGCACCAAACCCAAUUUAUCAAGAAGAACAUUUAAAAGUAACAACUCAGUUCCUAGUUCCCCCAACGUAUUAUCCCCACCAAGAAACCUUAUCGAAUCUGUACAUAGGCGGACAAAUUCUUCGUCAACAUGUGCUCUUCCUGAGAUCCAAUUACUUCUUUCACCACCGAGAAAUCUUUUUGAAUCUACCCAUAGAAGAUCGAUUUCCUCGUCCACAUGUUCACUUGAUAAGUUCUCAUUAAGGCCUGACUCGAAUAUUAAAGAGGUUGUCAAAGGUCAUGGGAAUAGAGACCUUAAUGGGUUUCUAGAUGAACAACGGUCCAACAUUGCAAGGAUUUCCAAUGGGGAUAGUGAUGCACGGGCUAAAUUUGUACUGUCAGGAUCUUCGAACAGUACGAGUUCGAUGGUUGCAACUAUUUGUUAUGCAUGGUUGUUAGCGAAUACGUCUAAGUGUAAUACGGAUCAAGGAGAUGCAACUUGGCAGGUUGUUGUGGUACCUGUAAUGAAUAUGAAGAGGAAUUGUAUGUGGAAGCAAAAACAAGUUGCCUGGCUCUUUCACCAUUUUGGAAUUGAUGCUACUUCUUUACUAUUCUCCGACGAGGUCGAUGUGGAGGCUCUAACAAUGAGGAAGCAAUUGAGUACUGUAGUUACUGGGCAAGAUGUUCUUCGGGCUAAUGGCGAGGUUGGAUCUCAGUGCACAAUUCUUACAGAUAAUUACUGCGAAGAUGCCUAUGAUCUUCUUCAAGUUCCUAUCUUGAAAAACCUAUUGCUUGCAGGUAUCUUGCUAGAUACACAAAAUUUGAACUCAACAGCUACGUUAUGCACAAAUAGAGAUGCCGAGGCAGUACAGUUGUUGUUGGUUGGCUCCUCCACUAAUUACAGAAAUGCUCUUUUUGACCUAUUGAUGCAAGAGCAGCGAGAUAGUUCUUUCGUGGAAGCUCUGCGACAGAAUUAUGGGAAGUCUCCUAGCAGGAGUGACCAUGAAAAUGGAGAAACAACAGACCAAAGAGUUUCAACCAUUUCUGGGAUUUCGAAUAAGAAUGAAAAUGAUGCAAGAAACGUUAAUAAGACUGUCAGAGUUUCCCCGAAACUAGCACCAGCUCGAACACCAGAAGCAAACCAUGGGAAAAACAAAUUCUUCUUGGCUAAAUGGUUCGGCUUGGGUCCGAAAUCAUGAGACUUAAGUUGGGCGAAUGAGAUUUCCCCUUGGCACCUUAAUUGCAGCACCAGCUCGAACACCAGAAGCAAACCUUGGGAAAAACAAGUUCUUCUUGGCUAAAUGCUUCGGUUUGGGUCCGAAAUAAAGCAAGUUCCGCGAAUGAGAUAUCCCCUGGCACUAUUUCUGAAAUCAAAAGAUGUACUAUCACCCAGACGGAUGAUUAAGGUUAAAAAAUAAAAAAAAGGUUACGAGUGUCAUUAUUAGUUACACAGUUAAUAUGAUGAAAAUGAAAACUCCAUUACUGAGAGUUAUU
Molecule: messenger RNA, 2261 nt
Organism: Papaver somniferum (opium poppy)
Lineage: Eukaryota; Viridiplantae; Streptophyta; Magnoliopsida; Ranunculales; Papaveraceae
Exons: 10
Coding region: 65-1966 (633 amino acids)
Cellular component (GO): cytoplasm
Molecular function (GO): exopolyphosphatase activity
Source: RefSeq, a predicted model, not a curated record